Eruca vesicaria subsp. sativa (arugula) is the source of this 207-nucleotide messenger RNA. The record is from the annotation of a GenBank genome assembly. Lineage: Eukaryota; Viridiplantae; Streptophyta; Magnoliopsida; Brassicales; Brassicaceae.
AUGGUCUCAAAGAUCACAUUCCUAUGUCUUCUUGCUUUCGUUAUCGCUUGCUCGAUGAAGGUGACUAUUCCGAAGGCGGGAGCUCAUAUUUUUCUACCUUGCAAAAUAAAUAAAGAUUGUGAAUACCUUAACUGCUUGAGUGGGACACCUAUAUGCAAACAGACAAUGCCAGUGUACCAUUUCAUCAGCUCUUCAGGCAAGACUUGA